This is a messenger RNA of Bipolaris oryzae ATCC 44560, 2667 nucleotides long. RefSeq lists its product as uncharacterized. Gene Ontology annotation, cellular component: cytoplasm. Gene Ontology annotation, molecular function: mRNA 3'-UTR binding. NCBI's taxonomy places the organism in Eukaryota, Fungi, Ascomycota, Dothideomycetes, Pleosporales, Pleosporaceae. Gene Ontology annotation, biological process: nuclear-transcribed mRNA catabolic process, deadenylation-dependent decay. The transcript is spliced from 5 exons. The record is from RefSeq and is a predicted model, not a curated record. The coding region runs from base 1 to 2667 and encodes 888 amino acids.
AUGACGGGCAAUACCCGAUCGCGCGACUUUGGCAAUGGCCUCUCGCUCAACGGCACAGACGCCGACCGCACAUCACACUCAUCCCCAUGGGGUAACAGCAUCUGGAAUGCCCCGAUUGGUGCUGGUGCCUUCCCCUUCGGCUCCGCGGGCAGAGACACCUCGCGCCCUCUAGAUAACGCUGCCCUCGCCAACGGCAAGACAGGCUCAGGCUCCCUCGUGGCCAACUCGGACACCGAGUGGAGGCCAAGCGCUAGGCAAGCCUGGAGCGAGAAGCCAGCCGGAAGCAUGUCACAAGCCAGAAGCUCCGCUGUCUCGCCGGCAGGGAAGCGGCCAAUUGCGCAGGCGCAGCCAGGCCAGCCCUAUGCUGAUAACACCUCGUCUGGUCUAUUUGGUGCAUCUCGAGGCUCCCUCUCCAAACCCAUCAAGCCCUUUUCAGAAACUGCAAAUGCAAACUUUGCCUCACGCCCAAUUGACGGGCUUAAUGCCAGCUUCACAAACUUUGGCUUUGCCCAGUCAGAGACAAACGCCCACCGCCCCGACACCGGCGUCACAUCAUGGCCUGACACUGCCUCAGUCCAUUCGCCCAACGACGACCGCCGCAGCGUAGCUAAUUCCGACCAUGUCACAUCGUCAAGCGGAGCUCCUUCGCGAAGCGGAAGCCUGCCACCCUCGCGACAUGGCGCCGAACCAACCCAGUUCAACCAAACCAUGGACGCUUUCUCGAGGCUCUCGCAAGCUCCGCGCCACGGCUCAUCCUUUUCUCUUGCCAACGGUCGCACCUUCCAAGAACGAAGUGGCUCAAUGCAGAGCGACUCAUUCCAAGCACUCGGCAGAAUCAACUACGAGCAAGAACCAGAGUCGCGCAUGGCCUCACACAGGGCUUCUAUGAGCACCACCAACAUUCCUUCGGCCUUUGCGUCUGGAGAGGAGCUUGGCGAAACUUUCAACGGCCACACCUAUCUGUCAAAUACGGGUAGGGUGGAUGCAGGGUCUUACACUCCGGAGACCUUCCCCAGCAGCCAACUCCGAUCCCACCAGUUCGACAACAGCCGAAAUGCCGUAAACAGCACCAGUGUUCGUCAGAGUCCCAUGUACUCCCACAGCAGCACACCGCUUGUGUAUGAUCGUCUGAAUCCCUACAGCAGCGAGCAAAACUUGGCCCACCCGAGCAAUGUCGCCCAACUGCAGAAUAAACUAGCUGGCUUCCAGCUGUCACAGCAGGGAAGGCGCAACUUCAUCCCGCCAAACCAACUUCAUCAGCAACAGUUCCAACACAUGUUCUCCACCGCCCAGCUACAGAACCCUUUCCAGUACCAGUUUGCCAUGUCCAAUGGCAUGCCUCUGUCUGCACUACCGCAGCACAUGAACAUGGCUCAGAUGAUGCCUAGCCAACAGCAGCCGCCCAGAGGACCCCGCGAACAAAACGCCGCCGAUGCACUAGGCGCCAUGAGCCCCGAGCUAGCGAAUUUCAAGAGGGAGCAGAAGCAGAGCAAGCGAUGGGAACUGACCGACAUCAAAGGCCACGUGGUUGAAUUUGCAGGAGAUCAGCACGGCUCCCGGUUCAUCCAGCAGAAGCUCGAAACCGCAAACAGCGAAGUCAAGGAAAGUGUCUUUAGGGAGCUCGAGGAGAACGCGCUUCAGCUCAUGCAAGAUGUCUUUGGCAACUAUGUCAUCCAAAAGUUCUUCGAGCACGGUGACCAGACUCAAAAGAAGAUUCUUGUUGGUAAGAUGAGGGGCCAUGUCCUGGAGCUCGCCAAUCAAAUGUACGCCUGUCGCGUAGUCCAAAAGGCCUUGGAACACGCCCUCACCGAGCAACAAGCAUCCAUGGUCAAGGAGCUUGAAAAGGAUGUGCUCAAAACUGUCAAGGACCAGAACGGCAAUCACGUCAUCCAAAAGGUUAUUGACCGAGUCCCGAUGCACCACAUCCAAAAGAUUGUUGAGGCUUUUAGGGGCAAUGUCGGUGUCUUGUCGGUAAACUCGUAUGGCUGCCGCGUCAUCCAACGACUGCUCGAGAAGGUGGAGGAGCCCCAGCGCAGGUUCAUACUUACUGAGCUUCACGCCGAGGGUCCAAAACUCAUUACCGACCAAUACGGAAACUACGUGACCCAACACGUCAUCGAGCAUGGCUUACCCGAGGACAGGGCCAAGAUUGUUGCUUUGAUCAAAGCACAGUUCUUGGUCUUUUCCAAGCACAAGUUUGCCAGCAACGUUGUUGAGAGAUGUCUGAUCUGCAGUGACGAUGCCCAACGCCGCGAGCUUGUGUCUGUUGUCUUGUCUAAGAAUGAGCGCGGUGAAAGCAAUGUCAUGAACUUGCUCAGGGAUGGUUACGGCAACUAUGUGAUCCAGAAGCUUUUGGAUACCCUUACUCGCGACGACUAUGAGAUGUUUGUUCAGUCACUCAAGCCAGAGCUUGAAAAGGCCAAGAAAGUUAUUCCCGGAAAACAGUGCGUAUCGGUUGAGAAGAAGAUGAACCGCUACGAUCGCAUAGACUCACCCACCAUGCCCACGCCUGCUCUCAGCAGCUCUACUCAGUCACCACUGAGCAGCACAAAUCCAAGCACCAGUGCAUCGACUGUUGAUGAGCCUGUCCCCAACAGAUCGUCUGACAGCAAGACCGGUGCAGCCGAUACUACUGGCGGCGUUAAAAUUGAGAACACCGGCUCUUAG